AGGGGCAGUGCUGCCCGAGGAAGUGGGGCCGAGCUCCCGCCCCAGUCGGACAUGCGGCUGCUGUGCCGCGCCCUACGGGGAGCUCAAGGCUACCGGGCAGCCGCUGUGCUGCCCCCUCACAGCCACCGGACCGCCCCUCCGGUCGGGAGCAGCACGGUGGGACUAUGUCCGCCGCAGCCGCUCCGCAAUCUGUGCUCCCGGCCCGGUUUGGAGGAGCUGUUCGCCGCCCCUUCUUUACACCGCUUGCUGGAGGCGCGGGCGCAGAGCGCGGUCGGGGCGGGGUCGGAGCUGGCGGCGCGGAUCCAGCGGCUGCGCGACAAGGAGCGGGAGCUGCGCGACACCCGGGAGCUGGCGCGGCAAGAUGAGAGUGAAGAUUUGCGGAAACUUGCAGAAAGAGAAAUUGCCUCCUAUGAAGAAGAGAUAUCUGAACUGAAACACCAGAUAGUGUUGCUUUUGAUUCCUUCAGAAGAAACAGACGAGAGUGAUCUUGUCCUGGAAGUAACUGCUGGAGUUGGAGGGCAGGAAGCCAUGCUGUUCACCUCGGAGAUAUUUGAUAUGUAUCAACGAUACGCUGCCUAUAAGAAGUGGAAAUUUGAAAUAUUAGAAUACUUUCCCAGUGAAAUAGGUGGCCUAAGACAUGCAGUUGCAAGUAUAGCAGGUCUUGAGGCUUACAAGAACAUGAAAUUUGAAGGAGGAGUGCAUCGUGUUCAGCGGGUGCCCAAGACAGAAAAACAAGGACGCAUUCACACCAGCACCAUGACUGUUGCAAUAUUACCCCAACCCACUGAGAUGAGGCUGCAAAUUAAUCCAAAAGAUCUACGGAUAGAAACAAAACGAUCAAGUGGAGCUGGAGGCCAGCAUGUUAAUACCACAGACAGUGCUGUUCGGAUAGUUCAUAUUCCAACAGGAAUCGUGUCCGAAUGUCAGCAAGAAAGAUCUCAGAUCAGAAACAAAGAGAAGGCCAUGCAAAUGCUAUGUGCUAAGCUAUACAAUGCCAAACUGGAAGAAGAAACAAAAAAGAGAAACACUGUUCGAAAGAUUCAGAUUGGGACUAAAGGAAGAUCAGAGAAGAUCAGAACAUACAACUUUCCACAGGACCGAAUCACUGACCACAGAAUAGGCAGAUCAGUGCACCAUAUUGAGAGUUUCAUGCUCGGGGAAGAAAUGCUAGAUGAAAUGAUACAAACUCUGAGAGAAUAUGCUAAUUAUGAAUCCUUAGUGGAAAUUAUUUCAGAAAAUGAAAAAAAAUAAUCUAUCCUGAACACUGUGCUUUGUUAGCCCCUGGCAACAACCAUAGACAUACGUCUUCAAAGGAGCUUCCUGGACCACCAUCCAGAAAACGCAGAUAGUGAAGGAGCACUGAAACUUGUUUCCUCAUGACUGAUACACAGUUUUCUUACUUGCUGAGUAAAACAGUUCAUUACCUUCACGUGAGAUAUUGCUGUUACUGCAAUCCACUUAAAAAAGUAAAUUUGACUGGGCCACAAGUAAUUGCAGUUUUUACUUUUCUCCACUGAGAAGGUCCUGAUACACCAGUCUCAAAAGGUAUGCAUUAAAAAAUGCGCACUAUUUCUAGUUCCAAUUUUCAUUUAAACAAUAGUUUAAAUGUCAUUACAGUGUAAAAUAGUUUGAGAAAACAAAACAAAUCCAAUUCUGUCCAAGUGAUUGGAAGAAAGUGAUAAAUAAAUUACCUCGCUA
This is a messenger RNA of Calypte anna (Anna's hummingbird), 1698 nucleotides long. RefSeq names its product mitochondrial translational release factor 1 like (gene MTRF1L). Gene Ontology annotation, biological process: translational termination. NCBI's taxonomy places the organism in Eukaryota, Metazoa, Chordata, Aves, Apodiformes, Trochilidae. The transcript has 7 exons. Gene Ontology annotation, molecular function: translation release factor activity. Bases 52 to 1251 code for a protein of 399 amino acids. The record is from RefSeq and is a predicted model, not a curated record.